Messenger RNA from Chinchilla lanigera (long-tailed chinchilla), 1555 nucleotides. It is a transcript of the gene Mgat4d, whose product is annotated as MGAT4 family, member D. NCBI's taxonomy places the organism in Eukaryota, Metazoa, Chordata, Mammalia, Rodentia, Chinchillidae. Bases 1 to 1299 code for a protein of 432 amino acids. The record is from RefSeq and is a predicted model, not a curated record. Gene Ontology annotation, biological process: protein N-linked glycosylation. Gene Ontology annotation, molecular function: acetylglucosaminyltransferase activity. The transcript has 13 exons. Gene Ontology annotation, cellular component: endoplasmic reticulum; Golgi stack; endoplasmic reticulum-Golgi intermediate compartment.
AUGUGCACCCGAGUCGGACCUUGGCGUGCAGAAUCAACUGCGGUUCUCCCAGCACCUCCGCUUGUGAACGGCCCGCCACCACGGCGGGAUCCGGCGCGAAGCCGGCGCCACCCAGCAGGCUCGCUCGGGUUUGCAGCGCGCGGCACCGCGGGGCGCAAGCGGCGAGCGCAGAGCGUUAUCGUCGAAGGGAGUGUCAGUCUAGCGACCAGAAAUGAAAGUUGCCCGGUUAAAUUUGAAUCUCAGAUACACGGUGAAAUUUUUCGUAUAAAAAGUAAUCAAUUAACUAAUUGUAAGAACCAUAUUUUGGAGUUUAAGGAAAAUAUACUACAUUUACAAAAUAAGAGCAAAAGCACUCGUGAAGAGCUUACAAAAGCCUUUAAUGCGCUACAGUAUGAAGUUAUGCAGAGAGAGAAUCAGUCAAGAAAUUUAGAUGAAGAGAAACUAGAUACAGUGAGUGAGGGAGAAACAGCAUCUAAUAUAUUUGAAGAUUUUAAGUUCUUUCUUCCUCAUCUAAAGAAAGUCAAAAGAGUUUAUCCUAAAGUAAUCAUUAGCCAAGGAAAAACAGGUGUUUCCUUUGCAGUAGGUAUUCCCACCGUCAGCAGAGGAAAUCACACUUACCUGAAGCAAACACUGAACUCCAUUGUCACCAGGGUUACGCCUCAGGAAGAGGAGGAUUCCGUAGUGAUUGUUUCUGUUGCAGAUAGUAAUGAAGAUUAUGUAAAAUCAGUUGUUGACAUGGUUAAACAAAGAUUCAAACGACAAGUGAAGUCUGGAUCCUUAGAAGUUAUUUCAGUGCCUGACUUUUUCUAUCCAAGCAUAUUAUAUGAGGAACCAGCUGAUGACUCACAACGAACCAAGCGUUGGCGUAUGAAGCAAGUAUUGGAUUUUUCUGUUUUAAUGGCAUAUGCCUAUCCCAAGGCCACGUAUUAUUUACAGCUAGAAGAUGAUAUCAUAGCUAAAGAGAUGUACUUUACAAAAUUAACAGAAUUUGUAAGGAAUAUGACUUCGAAUAAUUGGUUUUCUAUUCAGUUUUCAGUGCUGGGAUUCAUAGGGAAACUGUUCAAAAGUAAAGACUUACCUGAAUUUGUAAAUUUUUUUUUAAUGUUCUACAAAGAAAGACCUAUUGACUUACUCUUAGAUCAAAUUUUUCACAUAAAGAUGUGUGAUGUGGAAGAAGCACCAGAAAAAUGCUUAAAACGAGAGGAGGAAAUUCGUAUACAGUAUAAACCUUCUCUUUUCCAGCAUGUGGGUUUACAUUCAUCAUUACCCGGUCGAGAACAACGAUUAAAAAAAAUUUGAAGAUAAUAAUAAUAAAAAGAAACUCUGUAAUCCCUGGAACCUCAGAUAAUCUUUAUUUUUAAUGGCAUCUUUUGGAAAUUGUAAUGGUGAAAAUCCAUGACUAUCUAGAAGAGGAAAAAGCAAUGAACAAACUAGUAGACUAGAAAGUAUUAAAUGACCUCUUCUGACAAGAAAAAAUAUAACCUUUAUUUCUGAUCUUUAUACCCUAUUACUAUUUAAUUAAGAAUUAAUAAAAGCAAGAUGUCUUUAAAAAGAA